GAAGAACUCAACAAUACCCCAAUCACACCAACGCUUAGCGAUUUCCCGCAACUACAUGCCACUUAUCCCGCCCUCGACAGCCUCUUCACCAGGCUACAAUCCGUCACUCCUGAUCCACUGACAGCCUUGCAGGCCAUCGGACCCUGCUCACCAAUGCAAGACAACUUUCUCGUCAGCCAGAGGAAGACUCCUGACGCAUAUCAAUGCCGCUUUGUAGUGCGUAUCGACGCCCUUGUGCCAGGGUCAAAACUCGAUCCCGAAGCCGUCAAGGCCCAUUGGGCUCAGAUCAUAGCUCGGCAUCCCAUACUUCGCACAACAUUUGUUGAGAGCGACACACGUCUUGGCAGAUUCGAUCAGGUGGUUUGGAAGAGCAUCGCUCCCUGGGUGCUCACGUAUCCAGACGCCACUGCUAUCUUCAACGACACAGACUUUCCUACGUAUGCGGCUCACCAGCCACAACACCGCCUGUCAAUUGCGCCAGCACCAAAAGGAGGAGCCUUCGUCAAACUGGACAUCUCGCAUGCUCUCUUCGAUGGCCAGUCGACUGAAGUUCUCAUGAGAGACUUCUGUUUCUCUUAUCUCGACGCGCUUGAGACAGACGAUGCUCUUCCAUACUUGGACUUCACGGCGGGCGAGCUCCAAGCAGACACAGCGCCUACUUCGGCCUACUGGGCACGUUACAUGGACAACGCGCAGGGUUCAUACCUCCCCGUGCGUCACAGUUUGGAAACAUCUGGGCUUCAGAGUAUACAAGCUCAGACUGUCCUAUCGCCAGGUGCUCUCAGCUCGUUCUGCGGGCAGUAUGGGGUUACACCUGCGAAUAUCUGUCAAGUCGCAUGGGGCCUCGUCCUCAGAAGCUUCGCCAACUCGGACGAUGUAUGCUUCGCAUAUGUCACCGCGCGCCGGCAGACACCCCUUGCAGGCAUCCAAGACGCUGUCGGCCCAUUCCUCGACGUUCUUUUCUGUCGUCUGAACAUGGAGGGCAGCGCAGGUGUGAGUGAGCUUCUCUCACUCGCAAACCAAGACUUCCUUGCAAGCCUUGAACACCAAAACACCACCAUUGCCAUGAAGAAUGAUGCCCACGGAACAUCUGUGAGAGAAUGGGGAAAUACCAUCUUGUCAUUCACCCGCGCGGUCCCAGCACGCGAAUACGCGCGCGCCGGCCUUGCAUUCGAGCUCCUCCAGAGAGCCACACCUACAGAUUACGACGUCUCUGUGAACAUCGAUAUUGGUGCUGACAAUCUCGACUUCAACUUGGACUUCUGGGAAUCCAAGAUGGACCGUCCACUCGCUCAGAGUAUCCUAGGCGUAUUCCAGGAAGCCAUCAGUUUUGUGCUGCGGUCAGGUUCUCAGGAGACAAUCCACAAAUUCUCGCCCCUGACAGAGGCACACAAGGCAGAGCUGGGCAGAUCACUCGGGCCGUCUGGCGAGAACACCUUUUUUGCGUGCAGUGAGGUUUGCAUUCAUGAUCUUGUCCAGGAAAUAGCAGCUCGGCAGCCUCGCUCUCCCGCCGUCUGCGCCUGGGAUGGCACUUGGACGUUUGAGCAGCUGGUUGAUUCAGCCAGUGCUCUAAGUCGAGUGCUUAUCCUCGAGCAAAGUGUCAAACCAGACAAUACUACGGUGGGAAUCUGCAUGGAGAAGUCCAAAUGGACUGUCGUGGCGAUGCUGGCUGUGCUUAUGAGUGGUGCGGCUAUUGUCCCCGUUGGCGCCGAUGAUCCACGUGCAGAAGAACUUCUGAGGAGUGCAAAUGCUUCAUUUGUGCUCGCCAGUCACAACACCUGCGACAGAGUUCGUGCCAUGAGUUUCCCAGUCAUCGUUGUCGGCGACAUUAACAGCUUGAAAUCGACCACUGCUCAAGAAAAUGGAGAUGUCAGGCCGCUCGUCGCGCCUGAUAGCCCUGCAUGGAUCCUAUUCACAUCAGGAUCAAGCGGGAAGCCCAAGGGUGUCGUGCUGGAACACAGAGCCUUGAGUACCUCUCUCUUGGCCCAGGGCAAGGCUUUCGAGAUCGGACCAGGAGUACGGACACUGCAGUUUGCAGCAUAUACCUUUGCGGACAGUAUCCCCGAUAUCUUUGGUACUCUUGUCAUGGGCGGAUGCGUCUGUGCGCCUUCGGAGGAGGAGAGGACAACCGACCUAGCCAGAGCAAUGCACAAAUUGCUUGUCAACCAGGCGACGCUGACCUCCACGGUGGCUGGCCUCCUUCUCGAUCCCAAAGAAGCUCCCGCACUGAGACGCCUGAUUCUUAGUGGGGAGAUGCCGAGCACAGCCGUUGUGAAGAAAUGGCUGCCGUAUACCCAAGUGGUGAAUGGGUAUGGCCAGUCCGAAGCUUCUGUGUUCGCUUGUUGUGGCCAAAUUACAGAUCCUGAGGACGCAGCCAAUAUUGGUCUACCCAUCGCCGGCCGAUGUUGGGUCGUGCAACCAGAUGACUACAACCGCUUAUGUCCCAUCGGAGGGCCAGGCGAGCUGCUUAUUGAGAGUCCAGCUCUGGCUCGAGGAUACCUAAACGACACAGAUCGAACAGCCAGUGUCUUUGUGGACAACCCUACAUUUCUUGAGGAACUUGCCCCCUCUUCCUCUUCUUCUACCAGCACUCCGUACCCUCGACGAAUGUACCGUACCGGAGAUCUAGUCCGGCAGAAUAGCCUGAACGGUACACUCACAUUCCUCGGUCGACAGGAUACGCAGAUCAAAAUCCGAGGGCAGCGCGUCGAGCUUGGCGAGAUCGAGAGUACGAUUGCACCUUUACUGCCAGCAGACACCUUUAGCAGCGUUGUCGUGAGCCUAGUGAAACUCAGCAGCCCAGUUCAGAGCGAGCCAAAACUUGUUGCGGCUCUCGAGGUAUCAUCCUCUCUUAUCACAUCUGAUGAGGAUACCAUCCGACCCUUGAACCCCACGGAACUUUCAUUGGUGCUAAAGACAAGUAUGGAGAUGCUUCAGGAUACUCUCCUUGUCAAGCUUCCCGUGUACAUGGUACCAGGCCUGUUCGUUCCCAUGACCAAGCUGCCGGUCAAUGCAUCCAAGAAGGUGGACCGGAGAGCCUUACAGACCAUCCUCGAGGCAAUGGACGAUGCACAAAUCAAGGCGCUCAUGCUGGUCGAUGAAUCUCAGCAGCAACCGCGCACAGAGACUGAACUUCAAUUGCAGGAUCUCUGGGCCGUUGCCUUCAGCAGACCUGCAGAGUCCAUCAGCAUCAAAGAACACUUCUUCCAGGCAGGAGGUGACUCUGUCACCGCUGUGCGCAUGGUUGCUGCGGGUCGCAAUGUUGGCAUCGCACUUACUGUCGCUGAUAUCUUCAAGUACCCGCGUAUCGAGGACUUGGCUAGAGUAUUGGAGGAUGUGGAUGAUGCCGCAACUGCUCAGGCUGCUCCAGGGAAUGACCCUCAGCCAUUUCAACUCUGGGAGGAUCACAGUGACGAUGAUUUGCUCACACUUGCCGCGCAGUGCAAUGUCAAAGUUGGCCAGAUUGAGGAUGUGUAUCCGUGUACUCCUCUACAAGAAGGCCUGGUCGCCAUCACAGCACAGCGUGCCCGCGCGGAUGCAUACAUGGUGCAGCGAUGCUAUCGAAUUGCCGAGGAUGUGCCAUUGGAAGGGUUCCAAGCAGCAUGGGAACGUCUCGUUGAACUUAUUACAAUCCUGCGGACCCGCAUUGCCAUGUCAAGUCGAGGUGUUGCAGUUCAGGUUGUGGUUGACGAGGUUGUGAAUUGGCAACAGAACCAUCGUGGCCGAUCUCUGUUUGAAUAUUUACAGGAAGACAGCCAGGUGCCUUUUGAUUAUGGACAACCUCUUACCAGGGUCGCUCUCAUCAAUGGCGGCGAGCCUGAAGAUGACCAUCGUUACUUCGUUUGGUCAAUCCAUCACUCCUUGUUCGAUGGCUGGAGCACCGUACAGACUCUCAAUCUGCUCGCCCGGCUGUGGACCGGUCAACAACUCACCUCACCACCUGUGCCAAUGUCCAGAUUCAUUCAAUAUUUGGCUCAUCAAGACAAGGAGGCCUCUCGACAGUUCUGGAAACGCCACCUUCACAAUGUGACCAGCAGCCGAUUCCCAGUCCUGCCUCAUGUCGAAUACCAGCCAUCGCCCAUACAGAAACUCACACGGCAAGUGACCUUGGAUGCGGAUCGAAAGAGCACAGUAACGACGUCCACAUUGCUUCGUGCUACCUGGGCUAUUCUCCUGGCUUCAUAUACCGGAACACAAGAGGCAGUGAUGCUGCUUACACUUUCAGGGAGAAAUGCCCCUGUGCCUGGCAUUCUCAACAUUCUGGCACCGACAUUGACGAGCGUGCCUUUCCGAGUGUCCAUUCUACCGAGGCAGUCCCUUUACGAUUUCCUGCAAGAAGUCCAGUCCAGGACCACUGAGAUGAUUCCAUUCGAGCACACUGGUUUGCAGAACAUUCGGCGCCUGGUUCCAGAUCUGGGAGGCGAUUUCGACCCUGGUCAUGUCUUUACAGUUCAAGCGUCGCCGCCUCCAGAGGAAGGAAAUAGCCAGGCAGCUCUUACAGACAGGCUUGAGCGUCUGGGAAGUGACAGGGACGGAUUACAGAGCUACGCUCUGACUCUGGACUGCAUUAUUGAUCAGGAGGACAGUUCUGUCACUCUCGAGGCGCGGUUCGACGCCGAUGUUCUCCCAUCAGCGCAUGCCGAGUCUAUUCUGGCACAUUUCGACUACGUACUGCUCAUACAGUCACUUGCAGAAGAUCCGAGUCGACGCAUCAAGGAUUUUGCCAGGCCUUCGAUGAAAGAUCUGGCCAAAAUUCAGGCCUGGAAUCACUGCAAUGAAACUCAGACGGAGCCUCAAGAUACUGCACAUGAGCUUGUCCAGCAGAGAUUGUUGAUGCAUCCAGACCGUGUGGCCGUCGACGCAUGGGAUGGCACCUUGACGGGCCGAGAGUUGGACGAGGCUUCAAAUAGCUUGGCUGGUUAUCUCAUCAGCGAAGCUCAGGUGACCGCCGAUACCCUUGUUGGCUUCUGUAUGAACAAAUCCAAAUGGGCCAUCGUGGCAAUGCUGGGUAUCCUCAAGUCCGGGGGUGCCGUGGUGCCUUUCAGCGUCCAGGAACCCCUUUCGCGCAUUGAGAUGACUGCACGCAGCAGCGGUACAAAGAUUAUGGUGGGAGACAAGGAGCAUGUUGCUCGUCUAGAAGCCUUCAAAUCCCAAGGCAUGCGUGUCAUCGCGGUGCAAGACGUGCUCCGUGAAGUGCCAACCCACACAGCAGCACCACCGACAGCAUCUGUGUCAUCAGACAACAUUGCCUUUGUAAUGCACACAUCCGGAAGCACAGGCACACCCAAAGGCGUCGUCGUCAGCCACGCCUCUCUCUGUGCCAGCAUGAAGGCCUGGACCAAGAAUCCCGAUGUCGGGUUCGGACCUCAAGCACGCAUCCUGCAGUUCACCGCCUUCACCUUUGAUCCUGCCAACCACGAAAUCCUCAGCGGUCUCUACAGUGGCGGCUGCGUCUGUGUCCCAUCAGAGUACGACCGUUUCAAUAACAUGGACAAGUUCAUCCAGGAUUUCCAAAUCACAACGGCCACUUUGACUCCAUCGGUCGCCCGUACCAUCACUCCCGAGGCGCUUCCCUCACUGCAGACUCUCGUCCUCAUGGGCGAAGCCGUGAAGCCCUCUGACGUCGAGGCCUGGCUAGAUCGUGGGUCUUCCAAACUUGUCAAUGCUUAUGGGCCUACAGAGUGCACCAUCAUCGUCUCCGUCAGUCGUCCGCUGAGCGUAAACCAUCAGGCGCCGAUUAUCGGCUACCCGCUCGAGAAUGUCAAGAUGUGGGUUACGCAGCCGGACGACUUCAAUUCCUUGUGCCCAGUGGGUGCGCCAGGUGAAUUAUUGGUCGAGGGCCCGCUCGUGGCGAAUGGGUACCUCCACGACGCGAAGCAGACAGCAGCGACUUUUGUCACCGACCCAGCGUUUGUGAAGCAGCUCAGCUAUGAUGGCGAGCAGCAAUACACGAAUCGCCGCAUGUACCGAACCGGAGACAUUGUUCGACAAAAUCAGGACGGAUCUUUGACAUAUAUUGGCCGUCGUGAUAACCAAAUCAAGAUCAAUGGGCAGAGGGUGGAAACCAGUGAGAUCGAGAAUGCUAUUCUUCGAGCGGCGAGCCCUGAUCUGGUACAGAUGGCCUGCGUCGCUUUGGUUGCUCCUUUGGGCAAAACAAAUACUGCUGAGGAACCGAGACUUCUUGCUGCGGUUCAGAUUGGCACCGCUUACAUUGCGUCUGUUAGCGAUGAAGUCAGCGAUGGGAUCGAAACAGAGUUUGGCUUGUGCAAAGCAUCGACAAGUCUACUGCUUGAACUUGACGAACUUCGCCGCUCCUUGCUCGACAUCCUGCCUUCUUACAUGGUUCCGAGCGUGAUGGUACCGUUUAACAAGAUCCCACUCACCUCUGCAGGCAAGGUUGAUCGGCCGACUGUUCGUCACGCCUUGAGCACAUUGAGCGAGGCACAACUGAACACCAUAUUGCCUAUCACUUCUGCAACAUCCAUGAGCAAGAGAUCUCCUUCGUCUUCGACCGAGCGCAAGCUACAAAGCCUAUGGGCCAGCGUACUUCAAAAGGCACCCGAGUUCAUCAGCAACGACGAUGACUUUUUCCAAGUAGGAGGAGACUCUAUCAGCGCCAUGAAGCUUGUUGCAGCAGCCCGGCGAGCUCAGCCUCCUGUUAUCCUUACGGUUGCAACCAUCUUCCAACACCCUCGCCUUUCCGACCUCGCAGCUGCUAUGGAUAAAGAAACACAUUCAACAAAUGGGUUCUCUAGUUCUCCAGAAACUCAAAAGGCUGACUCGGCUCCUUUUGCGCUUCUAGGUCGUGCGUCUCCAAACCUCUUAGACCAUCAGAUUGGUUCUCUGUCAGAGCAAUGCGGAGUGUCGCCUGAGGAUAUUGAAGACGUGUAUCCGUGUGCUCCCUUGCAAGAAGGUCUCAUCGCUAUCACGACAAAGAGACCAGACAAGUACGUGCUACGCCGAGUUUUCCGCAUACAUGGAGAUGUUCAUGUCUUCAAGAAGGCCUGGGAAAAGCUCUGGGAGUCACUGGCCAUCAUGCGGACACGCAUUGUUCCAGGAAAAGCAGGAGCUCUCCAGGUCGUCGUCCGAGAGCCCGUCCACUGGCAAUACGCAUCGUCUCUUGCGGGCUAUAUGGAGCAGGACCGCAGUGACCACAUGACGUAUGGUAGCAGACUCUGCCGCAUAGCCAUCAUCAACGACACCUCUGCGAGUGGGCACAAGCAUGUCGUGUGGACUAUGCACCACAGUAUCUACGACGGUUGGAGCAUGCUGAGGACCAUGGACAUGCUGACCCGACUGGUGCGCAACGAGCCUGUCCCGCAGCCGGUUCCCAUGUCACGCUUCAUCCGUUACCUCCAGGAUCAAAACGAGGAGUCAACAAGAUUGUUCUGGCGGAAACAUCUGGGGAGUGCCAACGUAAUCAAGUUCCCUGAGCUGCCCAUCGACCCGUCUUUUCUGCCUCAGUCGACGCAGCAUGCAAGACGCCACAUCUCACGGCGCAGCAGAGAAGCCCUCGGCUCAGUGACGACGUCUAACCUCCUUCGCGCCGCGUGGGCCGUCUUGCUCGCUGCUUAUGCGGGUACAGAUACAGACGAGGUGAUCAUCAUGGCGGCCCUGUCAGGACGACAAGCUCCUGUGGAUGGCAUCCUGAACAUGGUUGGCCCUACCGUUGCUACAGUCCCGGUGCGGGUACAGAUUCCCCAGCAGGACUCGCUUCCAACGUUCCUAUCACGAGUACAACAGGACGCCGUGGAUAUGAUUCCACAUGAACACACAGGUCUGCAGAAUAUUAAACGAUAUGUGCCUGAGCUCGAUGAGGGUCUGUUCACGCCAGCCCAUUUGUUCACGGUACAGGCCGUCAUCGAGGGGGAUGACGAGGUGUUGCAACCCUCGUCGUCGACAUCAGAAAUGGCUACAGCAGUAAAUGGAUCUGCCAAGAUACUGACUUCUGUCGAGAAGGAUGAUAGAAGUGAUGAUGCCAUCCAGGGUUAUGCAUUCAACAUGGAAUGCACAAUCAUCACAGACAAGGAGAUUGAUGUUGACAUCUGGUUCGACCAGACCACCAUCAGCGCGUCUCAGGUGCAUCGCAUCUUGGAACAGUAUGAGAAUAUUGUCCAACAGCUCUUCAGAUACAGCAAUGACGAGAGCCGACUCGUGUGCCAACUCAGCCUCAUCAGCCCUGAAGACCACUCACAGAUCUCGACAUGGAACAAGACAGUUCCAGAACGGACGACCCAAUGUAUACACGAGAUUCUGCAAGAAAUUGCUGCUCGUCAGCCAGACGCACCGGCCAUUUGCUCCUGGGACGGCGACUUGACAUAUCGCGAACUGGUCGAGACUGGUUCCAGGCUGGCACAUUACCUCCACAAUCUCCACAAAGGCGUUGGUCCCGAAGCACUGUUGGGACUUUGCAUGUCCAAGUCCAAGUGGGCACUAGUUGCCGCCGUAGCCAUCCUACAAGCUGGCGCUGGCGUGGUGCCUUUGGGCAUUGGGCAUCCUGUGGUCCGCAUCCAAACGAUUGUGGAAAACACCGGAACACAACUCAUCCUCACCGACAAAGAGCAGGCAGAGAGGCUCAGUUCGUUGAACGGUGCGACAACCAUCAUCAUUGACGACGCUCUAAUGAACAGUCUGCCGCCGUAUACUCCAACACCAGCUUGUUCAACUGUCACUGCAGACAACGUCUCCUAUGUCGUCUUCACUUCUGGCAGCACAGGCACCCCCAAGGGUUCCGUAUUGGAACAUGGCGCCCUCGCUGCCAGUCUGCUCAAACACAGUCGCAUGCUCCACCUCGAACAAAACUCAAGGGCCCUGCAAUUCGCCGCCUUCACAUUCGACAACAGCAUCUCUGACAUCUUUGCCACGCUAUUCCAAGGCGGUUGUGUCUGCGAACCUUCCGAGGACGACCGCGUGAGCAACCUCGCCAAAGCUGUGUGGGAUCUGCGCGUCAACUUCCUCAGCCUUACACCCACGGUAGCGGCCAUGCUUCGACCACAGGACGUGCCACCUAUCGAAGUCCUCGUCGUAGGAGGCGAGCCCCUUGACCCAAAUGUCAUUGACAUCUGGGGCAAGUCAUCUGCCAUUAUUAAUUCUUAUGGACCUUCCGAGUGCUCUAUCCUCGUGGCAUGCAGUCGUCCCCUCACUGAGCGCCGUGACGCACCCAAUGUAGGCCUUCCAGUGGCCUGCUGCUUCUGGGUCGUCUCCCCCAACGACUACAACCGGCUCUCUCCCAUCGGCGCACCAGGCGAGCUUCUUCUCCAGGGCGCUCAGCUAGGCCGUGGCUACAUCAAUGAGCCCGAGAAGACAGCCAAGGCCUUCGUCGUGAACCCAACAUGGGUACAAGACUUCCCCAUAGCCCGCAACCAGCGUCUCUACCGCUCUGGAGACCUCGUCCGCCAGAAUCCGGACCAAUCACUCACGAUGCUGGGCCGGCGCGACACACAAGUCAAGAUCCACGGCCAGCGCGUCGAGAUUGGCGAGAUCGAGAGCUGGAUCGUGAGGCUGAUGCCUGAGGUCCGAAAAGCGGCUGUGGAUUAUAUUGCGCUCGCGCAUGGGCGGGGAGAUCGCGUGCUGGUUGCGGCGCUGGAGAUGGAGACGACUUCUACGACGAAGAGUGCACCUGUUGCCGUGGCGCAAACUUCUCCUGUACUGCGAAGGAGGCUUGAACAGCUUCGAACGGAGCUGCGUGCCGUUAUUCCGUCGUACAUGAUCCCGAACAAUUUCCUUCCAGUCACACGGCUGCCGUUGAACCCAUCGAGCAAGCUGGACCGACUUGCCCUCCGCAAUUUCUUCGCCACCUUGAGUGCCAGCGACUGGAACCAUUACUUGUUCAGCAAUGCAUCUGACAAGUCUGUGGCGACGGAGACGGAGGCACUCCUGCGCCAGCUGUGGGCCACUGUCUUGUCAUUUGACGAGAAUCUCAUCGGGCGAGAGGACAAAUUGUUCGACCUGGGCGGUGACUCGGUUGUGGCCAUGCGGCUGGCUGGCCUGGCAAGAGAGGCUGGCCUGCAGCUGACGGUGGCCGAUAUUCUUGGGACGCAGGUUCUUGAGAAAAUGGCGUCUGCAGCCCGCGAAAUCUCGCCCAACUCUCUUGCUGCUCUCAGACCGGAUCAGUACCGGCGUUUCUCCCUGGUGCCUGACCAACAACACAAGACUGCAAUCGUGGAGAGAACACAACGCUACGACUGGUUUCAUACUUCUGGAGCCGAGGUGGUGGAUGUGGCUCCUGUCACUGAUUUCCAAGCCGUCAGUGUUGAGGGCAUGUUGUCCAAGUCACGAAUGGACCUGAAUUACAUAGGCGUCGAUGGCACUGGUCCCUUCGAUAUUGAUCGGCUCAAGACUGCCUGUCUAGCGCUCAUCGAACAGAUUGAGACACUCCGGACUGCUUUCGUCGAGGAUGCAAACCAUCAGUUCUGGCAAGUCAUUCUCAAUGCAUACAAGCCUAACAUUCGAGAGUAUCUCACGGAUGAAAGCAUCGCCAGUUUCACGGAGACAUUCAUCAAGCAAGACAUGUUCGGCAUGCCAGUGCAGGGGAGACCGCCUGUCGACAUUGCCAUAAUUACCAACACAGACGGGAGCAACCAGCACCGAAUACUGUUCCGCAUUUCACAUGCUCUGUACGACGCUCACUCUUUGCCCUUGGUCUGGGAGACUCUUAUGGCUGUGUACAAAGGGACCGCAGUUCACCCUCACGCCUCCUUUGUCAGCUACCUUUCAGACAUCCACAGUCGCAUCGACGAAUCGUCCUCGUUGUCGUACUGGCGUCAAUUUUUGGCUGGGUCAGUAAUGCCUCAACUGGGCCAGGAAUCACAUCAAAACGAGGUCACCACAACUUCAACAAAACACCUCAAGGCAUCUUUCCUACCAAAGGAAACCCUGCACAUCCCAACAUCCGUGUCGUCCGGCAUGAUGCCCGCCGUCAUAGUGAAGGCUGCCUGGGGCCUCGUCCUCAUAGAACACACGGGGCUCUCAGACCUUAUCUUUGCCGAGGCGAGCACAGGCCGCAACGCAGUGAGCCCCGCGGUUGCCGACGCACACGGCUGCUGUGUCACGGCUCUCCCGUUCCGCUUCGUCAUGCCAGCCAAGGAGGACGCUGGUGGCGUCAGGACCAUUUCUGAGUUACUAGAUGCCGUCCUGGACCAGCAGACCAAGAGCAUUCAGCACGAGACCAUCGGGACUCAGCGCAUUAUCAAUGAUUGUGCGCCUUCAUCGUCUUGGAACCGGUUAACGUCGCUCAUCAACCAUCAGAGGGCUCCCGAGGCGUCUGGCUUUGUGCUGGGAGAGACUGAGUACAUUCCUUCGUUCCUCGACAGUGCAGAGGACGGUGGAUUCUACAUGUUGCCAGACAUUUCCAUUUCAGCAACACAGGGGCCAGGAUCAUUGGAGAUAAGGCUUGGCCAUGCCGUGGACGUUGUCGAUGCUGGUGUUGCAGCUCGUCUUCUGCGUGGACUUUGUGCUGCAAUCAAGGCGAUC
Messenger RNA from Cryphonectria parasitica EP155, 11472 nucleotides. RefSeq lists its product as uncharacterized. Gene Ontology annotation, cellular component: cytoplasm. Lineage: Eukaryota; Fungi; Ascomycota; Sordariomycetes; Diaporthales; Cryphonectriaceae. The transcript is spliced from 2 exons. Gene Ontology annotation, molecular function: phosphopantetheine binding; catalytic activity. The record is from RefSeq and is a predicted model, not a curated record. The annotation marks the transcript as partial. Gene Ontology annotation, biological process: amino acid activation for nonribosomal peptide biosynthetic process; secondary metabolite biosynthetic process.